GCAUCACCCCAUUCAGCCAAUUGCUUGCUAUAUACUAGCUGUUCUUCAACCUUCAUCAAAACAACUUUCCAUUGACCACCUCCCAUUGACCAUCAUGCUUCGAACACGAGUCCCCACCAUCAGCCGCUCGCUGCUUGCCCGCAGAAGCUUUGCAUACACGCCGAGAAUCAUGGCCGAGGGCGAUACUGGAGCUCCACGCGCAACCGGUGAUGCCUUCACCAAGCGUGAGAAGGCAGCCGAGGAAAUGUACAUUCGGCAGGAAGAGCAGGCCAAGCUAAAGGCCCUCAGGGAGAAGAUCAAGAAUGCGCAAAAGCACAUGGAUGAGCUCGAUAGCUACAUCCAGGAGACUAUGAAAGGACAAGGUGGUGAGCAACAUUAGGCGAACUUACGCGAAGCCUCUCUCUACUCCAGUCGUCGCAGAGGCAAAACUGAUCACCACAAGCAGGAGAGAAGCACUGAGUGGGAAUUUGCAAGGCAAAAAGUGGCUGCAGCGCGCACAAGCAUACAGCAUGUAUAGCACGAAUGCUCCUGCGGAGAUUGUCGUUUGAGCUUGAUUAGUGUACACUAAUCUCAACUCCGAUGUGGACAGCACAAAUAUUUACAAUUGCAGUCUUUGCAUUGUCUUUCACCAAGAA
Messenger RNA from Verruconis gallopava, 635 nucleotides. RefSeq lists its product as uncharacterized. Gene Ontology annotation, molecular function: ATPase inhibitor activity. The transcript is spliced from 3 exons. The coding region runs from base 95 to 379 and encodes 94 amino acids. Lineage: Eukaryota; Fungi; Ascomycota; Dothideomycetes; Venturiales; Sympoventuriaceae. Gene Ontology annotation, biological process: negative regulation of ATP-dependent activity. Gene Ontology annotation, cellular component: mitochondrion. The record is from RefSeq and is a predicted model, not a curated record.